Messenger RNA from Fusarium keratoplasticum, 312 nucleotides. RefSeq lists its product as uncharacterized. The record is from RefSeq and is a predicted model, not a curated record. Bases 1 to 312 code for a protein of 103 amino acids. Lineage: Eukaryota; Fungi; Ascomycota; Sordariomycetes; Hypocreales; Nectriaceae. The transcript has a single exon.
AUGGAGGAGUCGACGCCUUCCCCCGAAACGGCCGCGGGGCCUGGGGAUAAGAACGACUCUGAAGAGAACGAGCAAGCCAAGUUGUACCACACCACAACAUUUCCCGAGUUUUUACAGUGGCGAAAGCAAGUCCAAGCCGAGCUGUCAAUCCUCGAACAAAACAUGAACCCUUUGGUGGCGAGGCACCAAUACAACCUCGAGAAUAGUCGCAUCUACAGCAUCUCGGAAGAGAUUCUCGUCAUGGCCAUGCGCUUCCUCAACGACGAAGACGCGGCCGCCCUCUUCUGUCUCCGUCAAGUCUCGAGACGCUAG